CGGGGUGGGAGUGCGCGGCUGGCGAGCUAAGGGGCGUCUAAAUUUGCGGUCAUCCUCUGCGGGCAGUUUUUCCACCCCUGGCCAUUCAUACCGACUCUUAUUACGCACCGCGGCAGAGAGCGAUAAGGAUCUCUCACAGUGUGUGAGCGAGACAGACUCAGAGGAACAGGUUGAUAGAGAAGAAAAGAGUCGUCGAAAAGUAGAAAGCAGGUUAAACGAUAUUUUACACUGACAGUUAAGAUAGAUAGACUGGAGAUAGAAGUAACGGGACAAAUUGUUUACAAUUAAAUCGCGAUUUGUAGACGUUAUCUCUGUAAAUAUCAACCCCACAGCACUUGCUGCUGCGUGACAAUAGAGAGGAGACCGGCAUCCAGUACGUAUUAUCUCUACUUCUCAAGCCAACCAUGGGAAGCAAAAUUCCAGACUUCGCAGGCAACUGGAAGAUGAAAAGCUCGGAAAACUUCGAAGAGCUUCUGAAAGCACUUGGAGUGAACGUGAUGCUGCGUAAGAUUGCGGUGGCGGCGGCCUCCAAGCCCCAGGUGGAGAUCUCUCAGGAGGGGGAGCAGCUGUCAAUCAAGACCUCCACCUCCGUCAGGACCACACACAUCACCUUCAAAGUGGGGGAGAGCUUCACCGAGGCCACGGUGGACGGACGACCCUGCACGAGUUUUCCUCGCUGGGAGACGGAGAGCAAAAUCAGCUGUGAGCAGACGCUGGUCAAAGGGGAGGGGCCAAAGACCGGCUGGACCCGCGAGAUCACCAAUGACGGAGAGCUCAUCCUGACCAUGAGUGCCGAUGACGUGGUGUGCACCCGCGUUUACGUCAGAGAGUGACAGACCACGCAAAGACCACGUCAAUAAAGGAAAGGAAAAAAGGAAACGCAAAAAAAGGAAAAAAGAAAAUAAGAAUGAUCCAGCCACUCCACUCCACUUCACUCGUCCACUCGUGCCUCUGUCCUCUCUUCCUCUCCUCUCCUCUCCUCUCCUCUCCUCUUCUUCUUCACACUAACCCACUCAAGACCCUCUCCAGCUAAGCCCUGGAGUACGCUAGCCGUCUCUAGCACCAUGUAUUUAAUCUCCAAACACUCAGUGUGUGUGUGUGUGUGUGUGUGUGUGUGUGUGUGUGCGUGUGUGUGUGUGUGUGUGUGUGUGUGCGUGUGUGUGUGUGUGUGUGUGUGUUUGUGUGUGCACAUGAAAGUGUGAAAAUGUAUAGCCAGUAUGUGUGUGUGUGUGUGUGUGCAUGUAUGCAUGUGCGUGUGUAUGUUUAUUCUUAUUGCCUUGGAAUUCUUUUGUUAAAUAGUUAAAUUUGUCUGUCUCUUCUUGUCUCGAGUCUGCUCUUUCCACCUUACCUUUGGACUUUUAUAUUUAUUUACCUAGCCCAUGCUCUUCUGGUA
Molecule: messenger RNA, 1393 nt
Organism: Engraulis encrasicolus (European anchovy)
Lineage: Eukaryota; Metazoa; Chordata; Actinopteri; Clupeiformes; Engraulidae
Gene: crabp2a
Product: cellular retinoic acid binding protein 2, a
Exons: 4
Coding region: 405-833 (142 amino acids)
Biological process (GO): fatty acid transport
Cellular component (GO): nucleus; cytosol
Molecular function (GO): retinoic acid binding; fatty acid binding
Source: RefSeq, a predicted model, not a curated record